UUUAGUAAAGAACUAGUGACAGGUUGUUAUGCUUAGAAAUAAUGAUACCUUUAUUCUUAUUUUAACAUAAUUUUAAAAUACGUACAGGCAUAAUAACGACGUAAUUACCGUUUUAUUCGACAGGUUUCGAAGUUCACCAUGCGAAUGAGACAACGCUUCUGCAAAGUAACCUUCAACCUGUAAAACCUUGCUUUCAGCGUCCAGCCGGGCCUUCGAGGCGGCGCGGAAAAGGCGCGCACCGGGCGGGGGCGUGGCGCGCGCCAGCGGUGCCGCCGCCUCACGGUCGCGCCUGACUACGUGCCCUGUUCUGCCUUCACAGACCAUCAGCUGUUCGAAGAGGCACUGAACAGCCUAUCACGCAUCAACAUGAACCACUCGUGCAGCGUGCCGGCCGAGCAGCUGGUGCGCGUGAGCGAGGAGUUCCCCAGCUCGAGGCUGCAGUACCUGCCGACCAGCGUGCUGCUGCGCCGCUGCUCCGACCACAGCGGCUGCUGCUACGACCACCAGACGUGCGCGGCCAGGGCUGCCGUCAAGGUCCAGCGCACGGUCAUGGUGCUGGACUACGUUUCUGGGCCCUUGUUUCUAAAAUAUCCGAAGAAGCUGACGUUCGCAGAGCACACCAGCUGUCACUGCGUGGACCGGACGGCAUCCGCCUCCUGUCCCAGCACCUUCACACCGGCGCUCAACGACGACCGGACGACGGGCGACCGACGGAGAACAGGCCAGUCGCGUCACAGCUCUCCAGCCAGUCAGAUCCGGCGUCGCGAGUGCCGCUGUCCGAGGGAAUUCGUGUCCCGCCCGAUGCCGGACGGCAGCUGCAAGUGUGACUGCAUCGACGGCAACACGAAAUGCAUCAGAACCAAACGAGGCCAGACAUACAUCCGGGAAGAGCAGCAUAGGUGCAUCCUGAGCGGCGAAUGCGACCCGCCCGCCUGCGCGUACGGCAAGUACGGGCGGCGCGCCAGCCGGUGCCCGCGGCGGCGCGAGAAGCCGCCUGCACGCUGGCUCAAGUUCACCGUCUGAGGCCAGCUCAAGGCCGACCUACACGGCCGCCGGCGGCGUGUGUCUGUGUGUGUGAGCCUGUGACGUCAUCGGGACACAGCGCGCCGGCCGUGGUCGCCAUGGCGCUGAGGUUGCGGCGCCCGCCGCCAGCGCCGGGCGCCUCGGGUGGCCUCAGACCGCUGUCGCAGUUGCGCCAGCAGUGCGUGGAGGAGCUCACCAGCGGCCCAUCACUUGCCGUGUUAAGCCAGUCCGGCCAGUGACUAGAGGGCUGGGAGCUGGCCCGGCCCGGGAGUGACUGUCUCCACGGUGGUGCGCCCAGCGCGCGGACCCCGAGCGGCACCUGCGCGGUCAUCCACGCAGCUUCAAUACACAGGAGUUGGCGCCAUGUGCCAUGACCAGUGAUUGUUAUCCACUCACGGAUUCGCUAGUGGAUGGUUCGUUGGAUGAUAUGCCUAUCCACCAUGUAGAUUAUUGCCGCACUCUACUAAAGGCGUAUGACUAUGUCCCAGACUGCGCUUUGAAGGAAGUGGCUGUUUUCACUCGCCGUUAGGGUCAUCAUGAACAUUCUCUUGCUUGCCGUACGCCCAGCGGAUUUUGUGGAUGCCAACAUUUAAUACAUUUCGUAUA
This is a messenger RNA of Pollicipes pollicipes, 1629 nucleotides long. RefSeq lists its product as uncharacterized. Gene Ontology annotation, molecular function: growth factor activity. Gene Ontology annotation, cellular component: membrane. NCBI's taxonomy places the organism in Eukaryota, Metazoa, Arthropoda, Thecostraca, Pollicipedomorpha, Pollicipedidae. Bases 367 to 1023 code for a protein of 218 amino acids. The transcript has 5 exons. The record is from RefSeq and is a predicted model, not a curated record. Gene Ontology annotation, biological process: hemocyte migration.